AUGCUCACUUCAAAAUUUGCCGAUGAAGAAGUGGUGACCAGAAAGGAAGAAGAGCUCCCUACAGAAAUUCCAGAAAAAGUUAAACCUAAAGAAAUCUCUCCUAAACAACCUGAAGAGGUCAAACCAUGGACUGAAGAAAAAAUAACACUUAAAAAACCAAAGAAGAUCGAAGUACCUGAAACAGACGAAGAAAAGCUAAAGCCUUUAAAACCGGUACAGAAGGAAGAAACUCACGCUGUAUUAACUGAAGAAGAAACUAAACCAACAGGUACAAUUUCGGAGGAGAAAAUUAUUGAGGAAAAACCUAAAACUAAACGCUGGCGUAAAAAGGUCGGUGAAGAACAUGAAGUAGAGGUUAUCAAAACAGAAGAGGAACAAUUACCUUCGGAAACUCCGGAGCAAGUAGAAGAAAAACCUACGAAAGUAAAACAUUGGCGCAGAAAAGAAGUGAAGGCCGAUGAAGAAGUGGUGACCAGAAAGGAAGAAGAGCUCCCUACAGAAAUUCCAGAAAAAGUUAAACCUAAAGAAAUCUCUCCUAAACAACCUGAAGAGGUCACACCAUGGACUGAAGAAAAGAUAACACUUAAAAAACCAAAGAAGAUCGAAGUACCUGAAACAGACGAAGAAAAGCUGACGCCUUUAAAACCGGUACAGAAGGAAGAAACUCAAGCUAUAAUAACUGAAGAAGAAACUAAACCAACAGGUACAAUUUCGGAGGAGAAAAUUAUUGAGGAAAAGCCUAAAACUAAACACUGGCGUAAAAAGGUCGGUGAAGAACAUGAAAAAGAGGUUAUCAAAACUGAAGAGGAACAAUUACCUUCGGAAACUCCGGAGCAAGCAGAAGAAAAACCUAUGAAAGUAAAACAUUGGCGCAGGAAAGAAGUGAAGGCCGAUGAAGAAGUAGUGACCAAAAAGGAAGAAGAGCUCCCUACAGAAGUUCCAGAAAAAGUUAAACCCAAAAAAAUCUCCCCUAAACAACCUGAAGAGGUCAAACCAUGGACUGAAGAAAAGAUAACACUUAAAAAACCAAAGAAGAUCGAAGUACCUGAAACAGCCGGAGAAAAGCUGACGCCUUUAAAACCGGUACAGAAGGAAGAAACUCAAGCUAUAAUAACUGAA
Agrilus planipennis (emerald ash borer) is the source of this 1119-nucleotide messenger RNA. Its product is annotated as titin-like. The annotation marks the transcript as partial. The record is from RefSeq and is a predicted model, not a curated record. The transcript has 2 exons. NCBI's taxonomy places the organism in Eukaryota, Metazoa, Arthropoda, Insecta, Coleoptera, Buprestidae.